Drosophila gunungcola (fruit fly) is the source of this 2744-nucleotide messenger RNA. RefSeq lists its product as uncharacterized. The coding region runs from base 139 to 2118 and encodes 659 amino acids. The record is from RefSeq and is a predicted model, not a curated record. The transcript is spliced from 2 exons. NCBI's taxonomy places the organism in Eukaryota, Metazoa, Arthropoda, Insecta, Diptera, Drosophilidae.
UUUUUUUAAGGAGAGAAAAAAGCCAGAAAAAGACGGCGUCAGUAUACAGUUCUCAGUUCCAAAUAAUAUUUAAAAGCGAUCGGACGCAACUUAAGCAUAACCUAAACAUUUGCAAACAUCUGGAGGGGAAAUCUGGCCAUGAAGUUGUUGCUAUUCUGGUGCGCAUUUAGCGUGCUCGCCACUGCCGGAUGUGGAGGAGCGGUCCAAGAAACCAUCGACAUUAUUCGGGUGAUCCAGGAGGUGACGGAGGCCAUCCUCAAGUCGUGGGAACUGAUUGACAAGCUACCUGCGGUAGCGGAAGUCACAGCGGGGGCGCUGAUCUACGCCAAUCAGCGCCGGAUGAUAGAGAAAAUAGAGGCUGUGAACGGGAAUAUCCGGGAUCUGGAGGAGCAGCAGGCCAGGAACACGGCCCUGACCAUCGAGACGCUGCUAAGGGAGAUGCAGGAUAGGUCCCAGCUGCUUCACCGACUUAACCAGCUGAAGGACCUCAGCAAGUUCAUUGAUCUCCGCUACGAGCAACUGAAGGGCUACGAGCAGCACAAGGACUCGCUUGAGCCGACCACACUGGUGAAAUUCGCCAAGUGGAACGUGGAUCCUGGAUCCAAUUCGCUGUCCUGGCUGCUGCAACUGCUCCACGACUCUCUCUACUCGGGUGACUCCAUGGCUCCCGAACAGACCCGCACGCACUCCCUGCUCUGGGAGCUAAGUGUCAGCUUUGAGACCUCUCCGGAGCAGAUGUGCCUGGCCAGGCAGUCCGCCCAGCAGUUCGCCUUUCAGCUCUUCACCAAGGCAGCUUUGACGGAGCUAAAGGGCUACAGCAUGAUGGAGUUCUCAUGGAUGGUGCUGCGCCAGCAUGGGCGGGGCAACUUCACCGAGGAGCUGCUGCUGAUGCGAGAGAGCCACCAGAAACGCAUCCAGCAUGCCCAGCAGGUGCUCCAGAAAGUGUUGUCCAAAAGCAGCCGACUGUACUGGCGCUGCGAUCCCCGAAAAGAUGGCCAUGUGGAGGGCAAAACCUAUGACCGUGUCACACGCCUCCUGCAGGGCUUCGUGGAGAACGAGAUCAACCUGAACCAGGAGCAAAACUGCUGGAGCAAGUGCGGGGACUACCACGACAGCCGCUCGUUUGGUUGCUAUCAGCCGGAGGAGGAGCUCUGUGGCCAGCAGCCCGCCUGCAAGGGCAGGCUCUACAACUGCAACUUCGUCGAGUCGGAAAUGUCGAUUUGCCUGUCACCCAACAACUCCUCAAGGCGCUACGAGCACAUAGCAUUCAAUGAUGAGCCCGGAAAGGAGUGCCAUUCCAAGGUGAAGCAGGCCUCCUCCUGGUCCCGCUGGCUUAUCAUGCGCUGCCACUACUGCUUCUGCCUGUGCGAUGAGCCAGGACCCCUGUCCGAUCGCUACUUCAACCUGCGCGACUCCCUGUCGCAGUUCGAGCAGAACAUGGUCGUGACUGGCGUGCGGUUUGUGAAGGUCAACCGCGUCUUCCACCUGCAACUGCAGCAGGGCGAGCUCCUGCCCCGCGGAUCCAUCAAUAUUAGCUCUCUGCAAUGGCAGCCCGUACAAGCGUACAACUUGAGUGACGUGGACAUUCGCGAUGGCUACGACUUCCACACCCUGAGCGUGGACAGCCGGGCAAUUGAUCUGGACGAGAUUUCGGCCAACUCAACGGACCAAGUGGUGACCGGAGUGCGUUUCCGGAUCUUCAACAAACACCUGAACCUGGAGGUGCGCUUCAGUUACUUCAAUUUCUCCACCGGUGGUUUGAUUGAGCCGCAAACCAAGAGCUAUUGGCUGGGCGACAAUAAGUCCCACAUGGAGGGGGACCGCAAGAAACUGAUUUUAAAGGAGAGCGAUCUGCCCACCGCUUCGGACUUGCCCUCGCUUCCGCUCUCCAGUGAUGACCAGUUCAUGGAGUUUGUCAGCUCCAGUCAGCAGAAGGAUGCCUCCCAGAACACUUUGCCAUUUGUGGAUGUGCAGGAGGUGGUGCCGCAUCCGCCAGUUCCGCUCGCCGGAUUAGGAAUCUACCACAAGGGACGACCUGGCUACGGAGGCUUCUUUGCCCCCAAGGUGCUUACAUUUGAUUUGACCAAGAUCGUUGAGGACGCACUUACCCAAAAAUAGUGGGAAAGGGAUAACUUGGCGAGUGUUUUUUACUAUAACCAAUAUGUGUGCCAAAAAAGAAUACAUAGAAUUAGAUAUUUAACGUUGCUAAAAAAGAAACGAGAAGAAAAGCAGGUAUAAUUUAAAACAUAUGCCAGAAGAAAAGAAUAUGUAUUUUUAAAGGACACUUUCUUAGUUCCUGAUUAUUUUCUAUCGUACAUUUACAUAUAUUCAAAUCAUAAAAAAAGGAAUGAGCUUGCAAACUGAAAAUUUUAUUUAAUCGGGAAGAAAUUAGAGCUGUAAACUUUUCACACAAUUAAACACAUUGCUUAUUUGUUCUUAUUAUUCUUUUUACAUUCUGUUAAGAAAUACAAACCGAUUAAAUACAAUACACAAAAACUGUCUCCAAUACUUUCAAUUAUGUAAACAAUAAUCCGAUUAGGAGACGAAUACUUAUGUUUGUACAAAUGGAAUCGAAAGACCAGUCCGAUCUGUAAAAUGUUUAACAAGGUUUUGAGAACUGAACUGUGAACAUAAUCCAAAAAUAUACGUUCCUAAUUGGCUACCGUCUUUAAGUUUCAUAUAAAUAUCUACCAAAUUUAUGUAUAUCCUAAACAUAUUAAGUAUUUGAAUAUAUAAUAAAUAAA